This is a messenger RNA of Syngnathus acus (greater pipefish), 2378 nucleotides long. RefSeq names its product lysosomal amino acid transporter 1 homolog. The transcript is spliced from 8 exons. The record is from RefSeq and is a predicted model, not a curated record. NCBI's taxonomy places the organism in Eukaryota, Metazoa, Chordata, Actinopteri, Syngnathiformes, Syngnathidae. The coding region runs from base 427 to 1353 and encodes 308 amino acids.
UGUUGAAUACCUUGACGCAUUUUAGUACCCACCAAUGAUGGACGCCAACAGAAAUGCUGCUGCUGAUGGGACGAGAUGACCAUUUCACUGUUUGUUCAACAUUGGCGAAUAUUUCUUAGAAAAUCGUGCAAAUAUGUGGGGGAAGUUAGUAAAUAACUGUAAACAAUCUGUAGUCUCCAUCGUGUUUAUUUGGUUCUGGUCAAUGGAAUUCUCUAUCUUGGCUAGGAAGCGGUAUUUAAUCAGUAAACAGUAAGCAGCUCAAAACAAUAAGCAUAUGGCCAACCGGGAUUCGAAAUAGAAUUUGCAAAAGCAGGUAGCUCCCCAUGAUUGACCUAAAAAGCGCACUUUUUAGGGACAUCAGUGGUGGAAACAAGAAGGUGCAAACCUGCACAAAUCAAGGUCAAGACAGCAGGUUGAGGGCAUCUCAUGGCCACUGCACGUUUUCCCGGCAAGAGCGUAAACGCUAGCUGGAACUCCCCGACGCUGGACAGACUUGUGUGUGUAAACGGAACACCGUGGAUCUUUUACCUGCUGGAGGAGUGUGUGGAUAACAUGUGGCAGUACAGCAGCGUGGUGAUCGGUCUUCUUUCCAUGAUUUGCUUUCUGCUAUCCACUUUGCCUCAGGUCCAUGAAUCCUAUAAGAAUGCUAAAGUGGAUGAGGCCAUGUCUUUUGGCUUCCUCCUCUUCCUGUUCAGCGGUGAUGUCACCAGCUUUGUGGGCUGCUACCUCACCAAACAGUUGCCAAUUCAGGUGGUCACAGUGGUUUUCUACAUCUUUACAGACCUUAUUCUCAUCUCACAGUUUAUUUACUACAAGAUAAAGAACAACUUGAGCAGAAAGAGCCCUGUGUUAAAAUGGCUGUGCUUCCUCUGGUGUUUCACUGCAACACUUCUCCUGUUGGUUUUACCCAAACUCAUCAUAGAGAAUUUAAAAAACAAAGAAUCUCUCGGACCAAGUUCAUCUAAAACAUCGGAGGUUUCUGGCUAUGUUUGUGGAUACCUGGCCACCGUCUUUUACCUCUCAUCGCGCUUCCCGCAGCUCUAUAAAAAUUUCCAAAGGAAGUCGACCGAGGGCACCUCUUACCUGCUGUUUGCGCUGGCCAUGAUGGGCAAUGGGACGUAUGGAUUGAGCAUCAUAAUGGUGCUACCAACGCUAAAGGACUCCAAACAGAAGUUCAUCAUAAAACAUCUGGCCUGGCUCAUCGGCAGUCAGGGAGUCCUAGUUCUAGACUUUUUCGUAACGAUCCAGUUUGUUUUGUACAGGAAGAAUAAAUCAGCCAAAAGGUAUACAACACUUGUUUCACUGGAAGUGGAGCCUCUCCUGUGUGAGGAAGAAGAACUUUCAGUCUUAUAGCACACCUGAGCUUACCCACCACCUUUUGUCUGCACUUUUGUUGUAGUAUCUUGUUAGCCACAAUUCUAAUAGUACAGCACUAUACAAAUCUUGAGUUCUGGCUGCACAUCAAUAUUGGAAGACAACAUUUUGAUUUUCAACCAGCCUUGUCAUUUCUCAAUUGAGUUUAACGUCAGUAUUAUUAUUAUUAUUAUUAUUAUUGAAAGCGGCUCCUUAUGUUCACAGCCUGCCAAAUCAUGAGCAGAGGAAAUGACAACAAUUUGUUAUUAUUCAAAUUUCCUCAUUCACAGACGCAUUUUCGGCAGAUCGCAGAUUUACUUGGUUGAUUAAUUUCAAAUUUAAAGGAGGGGCUCUACAGACCCAGCUAUACAAGCAAUUUUCCAUAUGUCCCCUUUAAUUGUCCUAAUCACAGCCCUACGGAGGCAAUGUUGCAUAAUUAUGUGAUGUUGUUCUCAAAGUAUUUUAGCAUCAACUUUUAGGAGAAGUGAAAUACCUAUUUUUCUAUUAUUAUUAUUAUAUUAUUAUUAUUAUUACAGUGCAGUGUUCCUUCAGUGAAAUUAUACCUAAUAUCUCUUUAUAGUUUUUAAGUUAUGUCCUGAAAUACAAGACUGCUAUACAAACACAAGUUGACCAGGACGUCAUGCUGCCCCAUCAUGGAUAUUUCAUAUAAGUGAUACUUGGUAUAUACUUAUUGCUAUUAAAAACUAACGCACAUCUUGUCAAUGGUAAUAGGAUUAUGAUGCUACUGUGUGGAGUUAAUUUAGAUGGGAAAUAUAUUUAGACUUAUUAAUAAUACAUAAUUUUCAAUAUGUUUAUUUUCCAUGUGCACAGUACAUACAAUUACAGCCCCGUGUAAUGAAAUUCUUACUUUGGUCAUUUAUGCAAUCAGAAUAAAUAUAAUUUUAACUUUGUAGAAGUGUUUACAUAAGUAUUGUAUGCUUUUAGCAUAUUUUUUUUUAAUUGUAAAACCUAAGUGCAUCUGGCUGAUAUUGGCUGAAUAAGCAAUAAACUCAUCUGUUAAAAUA